UUGCAGCUUUGAAACUAGUGAUAUCAGCCCCAGGAAGGAAACCUUGAGAUUGAGAUCAGUCAAGUGGCUGAUGAUUCAAUCAAUCAUGGCUAUGUAAAGAUACAUCAAUAAAAGCUUGAUGGAGCUUCCUGGCUGGCGAACACAUGGAUGUGCUGGCAGAGUGUGGGAGAGUGCUGGGGGUGAUGUGUUCUAAUUCCAUGGGGAGAGGAUAUGGAGGCUCUGUGUUUGGGACCUUGCCCUUUUCGUUUAGCUGGUCCUGAUUUUAUUCUCUUUAAUAAAACUGAAAUAGGUAGUAUAGCACUUUCCUAGGUUCUGUGAGUUAUUCUAGCAAAUUAUCAAUGAGGCAGGUCAUGGGAAUCCUUAGGAUUUGCAGGCAGUUUGUCAGAAGUGUGAGUGGUCUGGGUCCGCUGAACUUGUAGCUGGGAUUUAAAGUGAGAGCAAUCUGAUUGGGAACCAUGCUCUUAACCUGUAUUGUCUGACAACUAAUUUCGGUGUUAGUAUCAGAAUUGUGUUGUAGUAUAUUGCCUAGCUAGUCCAGAGCACUCUGCUUCUUGAGCAGCCAAUGCCCUGGCAAGGAGCAGGUGUGCACUAUCCAAGGCCUUUAGGCUGAGCUCCUUAUAAAAUCUUCAGCCUUGGUGAUCGUUUUCUGGUAAAAUCCCUGGAUGUCCCCGGGAAGUUAGCUAUUCAGUUAGUCCUCAAAUCUGUCUCAAAAACUCAGAGUGACUGGGCGUGGUUGCUCACGCCUAUAAUCCCAGCAGUUUGGGAGGCUGAGGUGGGCAGAUUGCUUGAGCCCAGUAGUUAGAGACCAGCCCGGGCAACAUGGAGAAACCCUGUCUCUAUAAAAAAAUACAAACAUAUUAGCUGGACAUGGUGCUAUGCACCUGUAGUAGCAGCUACUCAGGAGGCUGAAGGGGGAGGAAUGGUUGAGCCUGGGAAGUGGAGGUUGCAGUGGGCCGAGAUUGCACCACUGCAUUCCAGCCUCGGUGUCAGAGCAAGACUCUGUCUCAAUAAAGCAAAAAUAAACAAACAAAAAAACCCUUAGGGUAGUAGAGUUGGAUGGCAGACAUACUACAGAGAUCUGGCACUUCAAUUCAAUUGUAUUUAAUCCAAACAUUUAAUGAGCACUAUUAUGACCUAAAAUAAUUAGAUACUAUGAAAGAAAAGACUGUUGAUAUGAAGAAUCAUCUGCUGCUUCCAAAGUUUACGAUGAAGUGAAAAAAUUAAAAUACAUAUUCAAUUAAUUUAAUAGAACUUAUACAUUCUCUUUUAGUGUGUAUAUGAAUGCAUAUGAAAGAGGGUGGAAGCUAUUAAUUUUGCCCAAGGGUGGGGGUCAGGGAAAGCUUAAUAGAGGAAGUGACAUUUAUCUGGGCCUUGAAGAGUAGGCAGGAAGUAUACCAGACAGAUUAGGCAUUCCGAGUAGAAGGAAUAGCUGAAUAAAAUACAGCUUUCAAAAAGGACAAGAGAGCUGGUAUGGCUAGAGGUAGAGUGUGAGUGACAGGCGGAGGCAGUCAUGAGUCCAAGUAUAAUGGAAACAGAAUAAGUGAACUGUCUUAGAACCUCAGGCAGGGCUGGACUAUUUCUGAACAGUAUCCAGUGCAGUGCCUGGACAAGGUAGGAACUUUAUUUGUGGAAUGAAUGUGCAAAUGAAUAAAUGAGCAAAUAGGAGAAGAAGCAAGACAACAGAUGAGAGGUUUCUAACUAACUCUUCUCCUGACCACCUGGUCAGAAGACAGAGGGAGGGCAGAGACCCCUCAUUCUAAAUUGGAUUUGGAUUGCACUGAUCGUUGACAUCUUUUUUUUUGAGACAUCUUUUUUUUUUUUUUUCUCUGUCACUCAGGAUGAAAUGCGGUGGUGUGAUCACGGCUCACUGCAGCCUUGAACUCCUUGGUUCAAGCAAUUCUCCCACUUCAGCCUCCCGAGUAGCUGGCAUAAGUGCAUGUCAUCAUGCCUGGCUAAUUUUUGUAGUUUCUGUAGACACGGCUGGUCUUGAACUCCUGGAGUCAAAUGAUCCUCCCUUCUCGGCCUCCCAAAGUGUUGGGAUUAUAGCCAUGAGCCACUGCCCCUGGCCCACCGACAUCUUUUAAUGUUGCAUAUCUGAGUGAGGUUUCCUUUUAGGACUUAAGAGGUCAUAUAGCCACAUUUCUAGAUUGGCUAGCACGAGAACUCUCAGAUAGAGGAGGAUUUGUUCAAGCACACAUAGUACAUUGGUGUCCAAGCUGGACCCAGAGGUCAGGUUUUCUACUGCUCAACUCAGUGCUGCUUCCACACUAUCCAGCCACCUCAUCCAGGCUUCAGAGCUGCUCCUCAACCUGUGUUGUUUUCAGCUGCCUUUUCCUCCCAUUUCUCUCAGAAAUAAUUCUAUUCUAAACUCUCAUCGUCCUCUUCAAGUCUCCCACCUGGCCAUUGCCCAGCUUUUGCCUCCCACCUGGUUUUUUUAGAACACGGUAGCUGUUAUGGUCCUUUCUCUUUUAGCUUCCAUUCUCUUUAUAAACCUAUCUAUGGCCAGUGCCAUUUGCACUUCCUUUUUCCCGGUCUUAGAGGUAACAUUACCUGCCCCUCUGUGCUCUUGACCCCACUCUUGACUCUAUUCUUCCAACAUCAAUUCUAGGAAACUGCUCUACUCAUCAUCUUCUCUGUUAGCUUAGAAUUGUUCUCAAGUUUCUUUCACCUCAAAAACAUUUAUUCUUAGACUUGACUUCCUCCUCUAUCUGCCGUGCCGUCUCUUCUCCCUGCUCAUCCAAAUUUCUUUAAAGAAUAGUCUACGCUUGCUGACCUCAUCACCUGACCAUCACCUUCUAUCAAUUUUCACUUGGCUUCCACUCACAAUAUCCCACUGAAACUGUGCUAAUUCACCCGUGACGGGUAUUCUGCCACAUCCCAUGGAUUUAAAGUUUUAAAUAUAUUCUUAUAUUAGUGGGAUCUCUUUAACAUUUUAUACUCUUGGUAAUUCUCUCCUUCUAGAAGCUCUACUCCCUUGGUUUCCAAGGUAUUGCACACAUCUAAUUACUUCAGCUCUUUGGUUUCCCUUUUAUCUUUUUCCUGAAAUUUAUUUUUUCCUUUAACUGCCCCUUAAAAUUGGUGCCCUCACUGUUCCAUCUCCAGCCUCCUCUUUCUCACAUAGUACUGAUGGGACUUCAGCAACUUCCAUGGUUUUAAUUUCCCCUAGUGUGUCCAGAUUCCAGGCAUCAGCCCAUUCGUCCACUUCCUACUGGAUCUUUCCAAUGGAACAUUCAUGCAGGCAUGCGUACUGUACCUUACACUCAGUAUGGCACCAUGAAAACGAAUCUCUCCAAGGAGACUAUAAAUUCUGUAGCGCAUAAGUGUUUUAUUCAUUUUUAUUUCCUCAUGGCCUGUCACAUAUUAGGAUCUUACCCAUCUUCGUUGACCAAUGGACCAAUUGCCCAACUGAGUGAAUGGACAUUUCAGGUCGAUGCUAACCCCCAGCUCUGAACAAGGGAACAUAUAUUUUCCUUUCAGUUUCCUGGCCUAUGGCCUUUUGAGCUACAUUCAAACCUAAGAUGGUGGUAACAAGGUCCUCUUGAUUUUUCAGAGACAAAGAUUUCUUCUCCCCAAUGGGACACUGUUUCUCUCUAGCAGAGAACAGUUAAGAGGCUCCAUUUUUGGCCUUCUUUGAACACUAAGGUGACAGCAGAAGUAGCUUCAAGGUUAGGAAUCCCAAUAUUCCUGUCUCCCUAGUGAUGGCCUCUUCCCUUGAGCCCUUCCCCAGGCUGCCAGACCCCUAGUAGGCCCUUACCUUGAAGAAGAGUGAUAGCCAGAAUGAGGCCAGCCAGGCCCUUCCCCUGUUCCAUGUCAGUCUCUGUCCUCUGGCAAAAGCGUGGAGCAGCCCUUAGCAGCCAGUCAGCCUGUGCAGCGGCUAGACUGGCUCCACCCAUCACCGUUCAGGCUGGGGCCCUUGAGAGAAGGCAAGCACCCAGAGCCUCCACCCUCUGCUGCAAGCGUGGGCAGCAGCAGGGGCCUCAGCAGGGCUGCAGGUGCAGAUGCCUUUUGUUUUUCUGUUAAGGAGUAGAGGGUGGAGGUGGUGAGGAAGGAGAGGGAGAGAGUGCUGGAUUCCCACUCAGAGCUCAUCUUGCACAGGGAACCGCAGUGGAUGCUGGGUGGGAGAUGGUCCUGGGACCGUUUCUUCACGAGGGAAAGAAAUAUCCCUGUCAUUAGUUGUUAGGAUUGUAGCCAGUUGUUCCUUGUUGCUAGCUGUUGUUGCUAUAGGUAAUGAAUUUAGAAGGGGUUCUCAGCUGGUUGGGGCUGGACCUCUGAAUGGAAAGCCACCUCAGUCCAGGCCUUCAUUCAGGAUUUGUUUUCACUGUUUAUUUUAUCUUAUUUUAUUUUAUGAUGGAGUCUCCCUCUCUCGCCCAGGUUGGAGUGCAGUGGUGUGAUCUUGGCUCACUGCAACCUCCGCUUCCCAGGUUCAAGCGAUUCUCCUCCCUCAGCCUCCUGAGUAGCUGGGAUUACAGGCACAUGCCACCACGCCCGGCUAAUUUUUGUAUUUUUAGUAGAGACUGGGUUUCAUCAUGUUGGCCAGGCUGGUCUCCAACUCCUGACCUCAUGAUCUGCCCACCUUGGCCUCCCAAAGUGCUGGAAUUACAGGCGUGAGCCACCGCGCCCACCUUCACUGUUCUUUUGAGAUCAUGAAAGAGGUGCCUGGAAGGAAAUAGGUGGAACAAUUCCAAGAAGACAGGCAUCACAUUUUCAGGGGUCAGAGCUGGGACUGAGUGUCCGGGAUCUCAGGGCCCUGUCUCCCUCAGCCAGUCAAUGAGUGAGCCAACAAAAACGUGCAGAGCUCCUCUUACGUGCCAGGCACAAGAUACAGCAGUGAGCAAGAUAGGCAUGGCUCUGUCCUCAGGUAAAUGACAGUCUAAUUGCAACAAUGUUGCAGAAGCAUUUCAGAUCCUUGUUGGCCACCGGGGCAGAAGGUCCAUUUGUCUCCCCGGGAGGCUCAAUAUUGCCUGUGAGUCAAUUAUGUUAUUACUAAUAACUAGCCCUUAUUAAGCACAUACGAUGUGUGAGGCGUCAAGCAAACAUCUUUGUUUGAAUCUUCAUAUUGGUACUAACGAAAUAAAGCUCUGAAAAAUUUCAUGGCUGGCCCAGGCCCCGCAGGUGGGCAGUACUGGACCCAGGGUUCAAAUCUCUGGCUGAGGUUUCUAUAGCCCAGCCUCUCAUUGGCAAGAAGCUGCUAGAUCUGGUGUCCCUGGUUGCCCAGUGAAGGGUCCUGAGAAAGACCAGCCUCCAUGAGACACCUGGCUGCUGUGGCUUGCACUAUGGGGCUGAUGGCUUCUCUCAGCGGGCUUUGGGAUGGAGCAGUUUUUAGGUGGUGAGCAAAUGUAGUUGCAUUGUGAAUAGGGACUCUAAAGUUCAGGCCGCCUUUUCCAUAUUCUCUGCCAGCUCCCCGAUCAGAGAUAGACCAAUUUACACCUGCUUCCUUCCUAACCUACUCCUAGCCCACCCCCACCCAGACAGUCUCCGUCAUCAACGGCAGAAAGCAGAGAAGCAGACAUCUUCUAGUUCCUCCCCCCACUCUGCUUUUUCCGGUACCUAGAGUCAGUUGGGGGAGGGCAGCUCUCACCCAGGCUGUUAGUUCGGUGACCUGGCUUUAUCUACUGGAUGAGUUCCGCUGGGAGAUGGAACAUAGCAUGUUUCUGUCUGGCCUGGUACUGGUUACCCUUCUCCCCCAAGUGAGCCCCUUCAAGAUACCUGUAGAGGAACUUGAGGACAGAGUGUUUGUGAGUUGUAAUACCAGCAUCACAUGGGUAGAGGGAACAGUGGGAACACUGCUCACAAACAAUACAAGGCUGGACCUGGGAAAAGGCAUCCUGGACCCACGAGGAAUGUAUCAGUGUACUGGGACAGAAAAAUACGCCGGCCAAGUAUCUACUGUGCAAGUUUAUUAUCGAAUGUGCCAGAGCUGUGUGGAGCUGUAUCCAGCCACCCUGGCUGGCAUCAUUGUCACUGAUGUCAUUGCCACUGUACUCCUCGCUUUGGGAGUCUACUGCUUUGCUGGACAUGAGACUGGAAGGCUCUCUGGGGUGGCUGACACACAAGCUCUGCUGAGGAAUGACCAGGUCUAUCAGCCCCUCCGAGAUCGAGAUGAUGCUCAGUAUAGCCGCCUUGGAGGAAACUGGCCCCGGAACAAGUGAACCUGAGACUGGUGGCUUCUAGAAGCAUCUGUUAUCAACUGUACCUUUCCUUCUUGCUCAGCCAAUAAAUAUAUCCCUUUUUACU
Molecule: messenger RNA, 6234 nt
Organism: Callithrix jacchus (white-tufted-ear marmoset)
Lineage: Eukaryota; Metazoa; Chordata; Mammalia; Primates; Cebidae
Gene: CD3D
Product: CD3 delta subunit of T-cell receptor complex
Biological process (GO): cell surface receptor signaling pathway; positive thymic T cell selection
Cellular component (GO): alpha-beta T cell receptor complex; membrane; external side of plasma membrane
Molecular function (GO): transmembrane signaling receptor activity
Source: RefSeq, a predicted model, not a curated record